UUCUUUCUCAUAUUAUUCUAUCUCUUUGCACUUUCUUUUCUUUAUCUCGUUCUCCAUCUCCCAUUACCUUAUCUGGUGCUUCUUCUCUCUUUUCUCUUCCAUUAUUCGUCUUUCUUGUUCACAAUAGCAUGAACCCAUCAUUUGCCUUUGUUCUUUCUCUCAUACUCUACCCUUUUGCUUUUUCUGCAGUUUGAUUCUCUGCUAAAAAUGGUUGACACCAUAAAAUCCAGAGCAGAUGUCUUGAGUUUUGUGGGUUGUCGCUAUGGUUCUUAACUGUGCGUGUAUCUAUAGUUACGUUGCUUUGCUUUCUCUGACGCGGAGCUUUUGAGCUAGUUGUGUGUGGUGAAAUGGGUGUUCAAUUUUGGUGGGUGAUUAUCGUUGUUCUUGAGUUCGGCCUCUGUAUUCAAGCUCAGGUAUUGGAUUCUCAGGACCUGGCAUGCAAUCCAGAUGAUUUGGUUGCAUUGCGAGAUUUCAUGAGGAAUUUGAAACCGACGCCUGGUGGGUGGGGCUCAAAUUCGUCCACAGAUUGUUGUAACUGGGUAGGCAUCACUUGCAAUUCUUCAUCUUCUCUUGGACUGAAUGAUUCUAAUCUCACUGCUAAGGUAACGAAGCUAGAGCUUGGCAGAAGAAAAUUGGUAGGAAAAUUAUCUGAUUCUGUGGGCAAAUUGGAUCAGCUUAGGACUCUCAAUCUCUCCCAUAAUCUCCUCAAAGACUCACUUCCUGCGUCAUUGUUCAAUCUUUCCAAGUUAGAGGUCCUGGACUUGAGCUCUAAUGACUUGUCUGGUCCAAUCCCUCAAAGUACCAAUCUACCUUCAAUCAAGUUCUUUGACAUCUCUUCAAACUCCUUGAAUGGGUCUCUUCCUAUCCACAUAUGCCAAAACUCUACCCAAAUUCGGGCAAUUCGUUUUGCAGUGAACUAUUUCUCAGGUGAUGUUCGACCGGGUUUCGGGAAAUGCACUUUCUUAGAACACCUAACCUUUGGCAUGAAUGACCUUAGUGGUGGCAUACCUGAGGAUAUGUUUCAUCUUAAAAAUUUGAACCUUUUGGGCAUUCAAGAUAACAUGCUAUCUGGCCAGCUCAGCGCAGGAAUUGGUAACCUCUCUAACCUUGUUCGUUUAACUCAUCUUGCUCGGAACAAUUUCAGUGGUCUCCCAGAUAGUUUCAAGAAUUUUGAGAGCCUUUCUUAUCUUUCUCUUUCCAACUCCAGCAUUUUUAAUAUUUCGUCUGCUCUUCAAAUCCUGCAGCAAUGCAGAAACCUGACUACUUUGGUUCUCACCUUGAAUUUUCGUGAUGAAGAAUUGCCUUCUGAUCCUGGUCUGCAUUUUGAGAAGUUGAAGGUCCUUGUUAUUGCUAGCUGUGGACUUAGAGGUUCAAUACCUCAAUGGUUGAGCCGUAGCAGCAAUCUGCAGUUGUUGGAUUUAUCCUGGAACCGCUUGGAAGGAGCUAUUCCUACUUGGUUUGGCAACUAUUCCUUUCUUUUUUACUUGGACUUGUCAAACAAUUCCUUCAGUGGAGAAAUCCCAAAAAGCCUUACUGGAUUACCAAGCCUUAUUGAUAGAAGUAUCUUACUAGAGGAGCCUUCCCCUGAUUUUCCCUUUUUCAUGAAGAGGAAUGAAACAAGAGGGCUGCAGUAUAAUCAAGUUUGGAGCUUCCCACCAACACUUGAUCUUAGUCAUAACUCACUUACUGGGUCCAUCUGGAGUGAAUUUGGAAAUCUGAAACAGCUCCAUGUUUUUGAUUUGAAGAACAAUCAACUGUCUGGACCAAUUCCAAGCACUCUGUCUGGAAUGAUAAGCUUGGAAAUUCUUGAUUUGUCCCAUAAUUAUCUUUCAGGGACCAUACCCUCUUCUUUGGAAAAACUGAGCUUUCUGUCAAAGUUUAGUGUGGCCUACAAUAAGCUCUACGGUUUGAUCCCUUCUGGAGGUCAGUUUCCUACAUUCCCAAAUUCAGGUUUUGAAGGGAAUGAUCUUUGUGGUGAUCAUCGGUUCCCUUGCCAGGAAACUAGUACUAAAGUUCCUUAUGGAUCAGGUGAAAAAUCAAGGAGGAGAAACAUUUUUGUUUGGAUGGCUGUUGGGGUUGUGCUUGGAACAGCUUUUCUUCUUGCCCUCUUGUUCAUGAUUGUUUUACGGGCACAUAGCCGAGGGGAGGUUGAUCCAGAAAGAGAUUUUGAUGGAAAUGAAAAAGAUUUGGAAGAACUUGGAUCAAGAUUAGUGGUUCUGUUUCAGAACAAGGAGGAUAACAAAGAUCUCUCUUUUGACGACCUUCUAAAAUCCACUAACAAUUUUGACCAAGCAAAUAUCAUUGGUUGUGGGGGUUUUGGUCUAGUUUACAAAGCUACCCUCCCAGAUUCUAGGAAGGUAGCAAUUAAACGACUCUCCGGUGACUGUGGUCAGAUGGACAGAGAAUUUCGUGCUGAAGUUGAAGCCCUCUCAAGAGCGCAGCAUCCAAAUCUUGUGCUCCUUCAAGGAUACUGCAUGCAUAAAAAUGACAGGCUCCUGAUAUAUUCUUACAUGGAAAAUGGUAGCUUGGAUUAUUGGUUGCACGAGAAAAUUGAUGGACUGUCAUCUCUAGAUUGGAAUACUAGGAUUCAAAUUGCUAUAGGAGCAGCAAGAGGACUGGCAUAUUUGCACCAAUCAUGUGAACCUCAUAUCCUUCAUCGGGACAUAAAGUCAAGUAAUAUCCUUUUAGAUGAGAAUUUUGAAGCCCAUUUAGCUGAUUUUGGUCUUGCAAGGCUAAUACUUCCAUAUGAUACCCAUGUGACAACUGAUCUUGUUGGAACACUUGGUUAUAUCCCUCCAGAGUAUGGACAAGCUUCUGUUGCUACUUAUAAGGGGGAUGUAUAUAGUUUUGGUGUUGUCCUUUUGGAGCUUCUUACUGGGAAAAGGCCCAUGGAUAUGUGCAAGCCAAAAGGGUCACGGGAUCUGAUCUCCUGGGCGAUUCAGAUGAAGAAGGAAAACAGGGAAAAUGAGGUAUUUGAUCCAUUCAUUUAUGACAAACAGCAUGAUAAGGAAAUGUGUCUGGUUCUUCAGAUUGCAUGUAUCUGCUUAAGUGAAUGCCCUAAAGUGAGACCAACAACUCAGCAGCUAGUUUCUUGGCUUGACAACAUUGAGACAACGUCUAGCAUUCUUAUUAUGUAGCUGUGAGAAACUGGGGUUGUACAGGUAUAGAAAGUUCUUUACAAACAUUGUGGCAGAUAGUUCAUAGCCAUCCCUAUUUUUGUGUAUGGAAUCGCGAUCUUAUUGUAAAUAAACACCGAUAUACUUGUUCUUGGUGCUCUCUUUACCGAGAGUACAGGGAUCUAACCAAAAUGCUACAAAACCAGUUGCCAAAACAAUGUAAGUCCUUUCAUCGCCAAUUAGUUCUUUUGUUAAUUUUGAUUCUCAAUCAUGUAUAAUAAUAUUUCUGAUUUUUUUUGUUAUGAAGGUUGAACAUAGUGGAAACAGAAUUACAAGUUUUACUUCAAUAAUAUCUGAGGUUGAUAUCCUGGAUAGAUGCUUUAGAUGCCUUUAGUUGCAGUUGAAGCCUGGGAUAUGAUCCUUAAGCUACUUUCAUUUUUUUUCUCAACCAUCCAUUUUGCUUCUCAUGUUGCAGAAACUAGCCAGAUUUAUAUGUAUGCUUCAUUGCUUCUUUGUAGAAUUAGGAGACAAGUGCAUGUAUAGGUUUCUGUCUUAUAAUUGAAAAUUUUUGGAUAGACGGAAACAAGCAAUGAAAUUGCUAAUAGUAUAAACAGUAAA
Carica papaya (papaya) is the source of this 3734-nucleotide messenger RNA. The record is from RefSeq and is a predicted model, not a curated record. Lineage: Eukaryota; Viridiplantae; Streptophyta; Magnoliopsida; Brassicales; Caricaceae.